This is a messenger RNA of Cucurbita pepo subsp. pepo (vegetable marrow), 2179 nucleotides long. RefSeq names its product U-box domain-containing protein 33. NCBI's taxonomy places the organism in Eukaryota, Viridiplantae, Streptophyta, Magnoliopsida, Cucurbitales, Cucurbitaceae. The record is from RefSeq and is a predicted model, not a curated record.
UGGUCUAUGGAGGUUGGAUAAAUGUACAACAUAAAUGUGCAUAUAGUUUAGUUCAGGAAUACGAGGAAAGCACAAACAGAAGCCAAGGUGGUCGUCAACAAGCAAGAGGCAAUACAAUAUAAGGUCAGCAAGCAUUAACUAAGGACUAGAUAUAAAUGAUUCAAUCUUCCAUUACCAAACAUCAUGCUCCCAAGGACCACAAUCAAAGCAAGCCACUUUUAUUACUUUUUAAACAUGGAUCCAAGACAUUUACUCUGCACCAUUCACAAUACAUUUAAUUUGUCUGUCAAUAUAUUACCAAUCUGGGGUUUUCUCAACCUAUCAUGAUCAGAAUGAUCAACACCAACCAAAGUCAUAUAUUAAGUUUUUUUUUAUGAGGCUUAUCUUGAUGUUUUGAAGAGAAGUUGGAAAAGACUUGGCAACUUUUGGAAGAAUCUGUAGUGGAUGCAUGUGCCACCCCCUCAUCAUAUUCUAAACUGGCCCCCAUGAGAAGGAUGCAAUAUUAAAGAUUUAACUAUGAAACCUAGCUUUUUAGGCUAUUUUGACAAGGACCCACUUUUUAAUUCCUAAAAGUGUUGGUAAGUUUAGAAAGAAAUAACUAAAAGAGUAAGUUCUAAGAAUUGAUAUGAACCGAGAGAUAUCAAUCAUAUAAUAUACUUCAAACUAGACAUGAUCGAUCUUGUUUGUGGAGUGAUUCGAAUCUCAAUCAAGUGUUCUUGCCUUGUGAUAUUCAAUCAACAAGGUAAUUUGAAUCUUACUCUCCUGGUAGUGAUUCUUUAUUUUAUCUAGAAUUGUCUGUCGUUUUUGUUAAAAGAUAGGCAACUAAAUGCUCGAGUUGAUUGGAUAACGAAGAAAGGAUGAAAAAAGUGUGGGGGAGAAAGGGAAAUCAAAUGGGUAAGAGUUUGUCAAUCUUUUCAACUAAUGAAUUCUUCAUUCAAGUGGUUAAAGCUGUGGAAAUCAAAAGAAAUUUGUUUGGUUUUUUUUUCACCUGUUCUGUUUGACUAAGCCAAAGACACAAGGGGGAAAAAAGGAGAAGGAAAAGAAAAGGCAAUGUUGACAGAACAAUGUGGCUGCAGGCCCAUGACACAAGAGAAUCUAUCCUCUCUUUCUCUCUUUUCCUUUGUGGUUAUGAGAGCAAGAAUGUCUUUUUCUUUGUAUACUUCCAACCCACUAAAAACACAUUCUUGUCAUUUUCAUUCUCAUAUCAAUUCUCAUUGUUCUUUGCGCAUUUGGAGAGCGAAAGAGACAGAGAGAGAGAGAGAGCUAAGAAUGGAAGAGGAGUUUCAAGGAAGGCCAGCAGAGUUACAACUGCAAUGCUGCAGUGCAAGGAUCAUGUCACCGGAGAUCGUCGAGAUUGGAGACGAAAGUAAGACUAUUAUCAGUAGCAGUGACCGUGGUGCAACCGAUGUCUAUGUCGCCGUUGGUAAAGAUGAUAUAGAUGUGCUUAAAUGGGCCCUUGAUCAUGCUGUCUCACCUGGUUGUUGUGUCUUUCUUAUCCAUGUUUUUCCUCCUCUCACCUACAUCCCUACUCCAGUUGGAAGAUUAGCAAGGAGUCAACUGAGCCAAGAACAACUGAGAGUGUACAUCAAUGAGGAAAACAAUAGAAGGAGAAAUCUCUUGCAAAAGUACAUCCGGUUAUGCACUGACGCCAAGGUGACAGUGGACACAUUACUUCUGGAGAGCAACACGACAUCCAAAGCAAUCCUUCAACUAAUUCCAGUGCUCAACAUCACCAAUUUAGUCAUAGGAACCAAAAAUCCACUUUCCACAAGGCUAUUGGGGAAAAGAAUGGCGAAAGGAGAGUUUGUGAAAAAGAAUGCACCAGAAUGUUGCGAGGUUACCAUUGUUUAUGAGGGCAAAAAGGUCGAUGAGCGUCACCAGGAAAUGGGGUUGCUUCCUUCUUCUCAAAACUCCGGUUGCCGUCGCCGGCGCUCCGGCAAGAACUUGUUCGAGUGUGUGUGCUUGUUCAGCAGGUCGGGAAGCGAUUAAUGGGUUCUGUUAAUGCAAUGAACAAGAUGAAGAAGAACAAACGAAGAGAAAAGAGAGAGAAUCACAAUUUUUACUUACUUUUUGUUUGUUUGAAUCCGAUCAAAGCCUACAGAUAGCCCAUAUCAGCUGGCUUGUAAUUUAGCGGCCGCCGCAAUUGAAAUGAAAUGAUUUAUGCAUAGACAUUGUCGGA